Molecule: messenger RNA, 1135 nt
Organism: Camelina sativa (false flax)
Lineage: Eukaryota; Viridiplantae; Streptophyta; Magnoliopsida; Brassicales; Brassicaceae
Source: RefSeq, a predicted model, not a curated record
AUGAAUCAAACAAUCUUGAACAGUUUAUAUCAGUCUGAUACAUUUGUGUGUCUCUUACAGUUAACUGUGCUUACGGUCUAUGUAUUUCUAUAUGGCCGGCUGUAUCUUGUCCUAAGUGGUGUUGAAGAAGGGUUGAGCAACCAAAGAGCUUUUCGUUCAAACUUGCCUCUUCAAGCCGCACUUGCUUCUCAAUCAUUUGUGCAGAUUGGUUUUCUAAUGGCCUUACCUAUGAUGAUGGAGAUAGGACUUGAGAGGGGAUUCCAUAACGCCUUAAUUGAUUUUGUACUGAUGCAAUUACAACUCGCUUCUGUAUUUUUCACGUUCCAACUCGGGACAAAAACUCAUUACUAUGGUCGAACAUUGUUCCAUGGAGGCGCGGAGUAUAGAGGAACUGGGCGUGGAUUUGUGGUGUUUCAUGCAAAAUUUGCUGAAAACUAUAGGUUCUACUCGCGGAGUCAUUUUGUGAAGGGUCUUGAGCUGAUGAUUCUCCUCCUCGUGUAUCAGAUAUUUGGCCACGCCUAUAGAGGCGUAGUUACAUAUAUUCUGAUCACUGUUUCGAUAUGGUUCAUGGUGGUGACUUGGCUCUUUGCUCCAUUCUUAUUCAAUCCCUCUGGUUUCGAGUGGCAAAAGAUUGUAGAUGAUUGGACAUAUUGGAAUAAAAUGAUAUAUAACCAAGGGGGAAUUGGUGUUCCUCCAGAGAAGAGUUGGGAGUCUUGGUGGGAGAAGGAAAUAGGACAUCUUCGACACUCGGGGAAACGUGGUAUCAUCCUCGAGAUUAUUUUGGCUUUACGGUUCUUCAUCUUUCAGUACGGGCUUGUGUAUCAACUCAGCACUUUUAAACAGGAAAAUCAUAGUUUGUGGAUUUAUGGAGCUUCAUGGUUCGUGAUCUUGUUCAUUUUACUCAUUGUGAAGGUUAUUUUAUGCCUGUUUGGAUGAGGGAAGCCCAGCCUUAAAGAAGCAGAACCAACUUCCACUUCGUCCGGCGGCCGACUCAAGAAAAGAAGCAACUUUCCUUAUCUUAGUUCAUCUCAUAAGGAAAGUUAAUAUAUUGUGUAAUCUAUGAACAUGUAAUAAAUAAGGAGAGACUUCUCCAUUGUAAAUAAUCGAAUAUUGAAUACAAUAAUUCAGUUCUCUC